This is a messenger RNA of Phytomonas sp. EM1, 900 nucleotides long. The record is from the annotation of a GenBank genome assembly. Lineage: Eukaryota; Euglenozoa; Kinetoplastea; Trypanosomatida; Trypanosomatidae.
AUGGAUGCAUUGCUCGAUCACAUCGAGGCCGCUCACGCGGAUGACGGCGGCGCCGACGCGCUCACGGAGGCGGAGUGGGAGUCUCUCUGCGCUAUCGAGCACACAAUGUACGGUAAAUCGAAUCAUUCCGUCAGCGAGAUCACCGCGGAGGAAGGAGUAAACGGUGGCGAAUUGUCGCCGAUCUCCAAGUCGGCUGACAAAUCCGCAGGGGGAGAUGACGGAAUAAAGCUCGAAGGUGAAGGGAGAGCUGACCAAUCCGUCUCAUCUCAACUUCCAGCGGUAGACUCGUCCGUUAAUGGUGCGAACACAUCAACCAAGACUGAAGGAAAUUCAGCAAGCCCUGCGAGUGUAGAUGGGGACCAACAAUCCCUGGCUUUUCCUUCACUCGCUGGAGUCCCUGAGCACCAGGUUUCUGUGCAUUCGCGCAUGGCGGUGGAGGUGGUGUUGCUUGGUAUUGUGCGGCAUAUCCAGUAUGGGAUUCUGCCAGAAUCUGUGAAGGCCGAAAACAACGGUGGAGGAUAUACACAAGUUUUACAAAUAGUUCUCGGUGUUGAAUCACCGUUACCGCCAUCAUGCGCCGCAUAUUUAGAAGAAAAUAUCGAGGGGAGGGAUUCUCGGGACGGUUCUGUCGUUCCCGAUGAGGGAAGUUCCACUUCGCAGGUAAAAUCCGCGAGACCGCAGGGUGGUAUACAGGAGGAGGAGCUUGUGGUGGUGCGCUGCCUGAAUGCAUGCAAUACACUUCCACUUACGCUGCUUCAACAGCAGCUACACAUUGGAUGCCGAGCUUAUGUAGAGGGCGUGCUCAAGAUGAACCGACAUGUCGAUGAUAUCUCACGUCGAUCCCACGCGUAUCCAUAUGUGCGUGUAGUUCCGCCACAAGGAUCUAUUGUUGUACUGUGA